AUUAAUUAUCUUCGAUCUUCUUAAUUUCUCUCCAACAAGAAAGGGAAAUAAUAAAGAAGCAGAGUAAAAAUGAGUUUUCAUCAUGAACACCCUCCUCCUGAAGAAGAAAGCACAGUAUAUCCGCCACAAGGCGGAUAUCCUACCAUACAAGGAUACGGAGGUUACACACCGCACCAAGGGUAUCCGGGGCAAGUAUACCCACCAGGGCCACUACAACAAGGGUAUUCGGGGCUAGGACACGUAGGAUACCCACCGCAACAAGGGUAUCCAGGGCUAGGAUAUGGAGUAUACCCACCGGGUUAUGUGUAUCCGACUCCACCGUAUACCCCUCAACUUACGUAUGUGCAACCACCUCCUCCUCAGCAGCUGAUCAUGAAUAAUCAGAUUAGUAGUCGUGGAUUUAUGAAAAGAUGGCGGUACUGUUGGUCGUGGUGCUACAGUUGUACAAGAAGCUGUUAAUACUCCAUAUAAUAAUGAUCGUCAGCUUGCAUUGGCCGGUGUUUGUUAGUUCACUUCGUUGUUGAUGUACGUCUUCUAGAUGAAUGCAUGGUUCGAUAGUUAUCAGCUAGCAAUCUAGCAUACUGAUGACUUUGAAUGGGUUAACAUUAUAAUAAUAAUGUUGCCAUAGAUACAAGCAUGUGUGAACCGUUCCGUAGGAUUUAUAUAUUAUAUUGGAGAUGAUAUCAUGUGCUUGGUAUCAUCUUCCUCCAUAUCAACCAGUGCUGAUAUUAAGCUACAGCAUAUCAUAUCUCCAAUAGUGUGUACUCUAAAAUGUACGUGUACAUUAUUCAAAGUCAAAUCUCGUUUACCAUCAAUAUAUAUAUGUAUGCAACCAACCUAUUCAAUUGGAAUAAAUCUAUGAAAUUACAUUCAGGGGUGUCAACCCCAGGAUAGGCCACCAGAAAUCUAUAUCAUUUUUAUCAUCCAUUUGUAAUACUGUAACAAUUUACGAUAAAUAUAUUGUUAAUAUAAGAUUAAUGGCCAAUAUAAUGCAUUGACAAAUGAAAAGCCAAAACAAAGGUCAACGCCUAAUUGUCGGACACAAAUAUACGUAGUAUAAAAUACUCAGUACAAAUUAAUAUUAUUGUACAUACACCAAACCUUUGUUUUUUUUACUCCGUAAAAAGUACAUAUAUACAUGCAUAUAUAUACAUAUAAAGUACGGAGUAUGUAUACAGACUAUUCCUUAUCACUUUUUUUUUUUUUUUUUAUCUCGACGCUUUAAUUUGAACUUUUUUUCUCUUAGAAAAGAAUCAAAAUGUAAAAUUAAAAAGUGGUGGAUAGAUUUUGGUAAAUGAUGAGCCUUUUAAUAAUUAAGUUAUAUUAGGAGGCGAUGAAAAGCAUGAUAUGCAUGUGUAGCAUUUGUUGGAUUACUUUGAUGAAUUCAAUCACGGAGUGGCGGGGAGGGAGCGCCCACAUGCAAUGCCAUAAAAUAUGCAUUAUAUAUACUACUAUGAUACAGAAGGACAUAAUUUGAUCUGAUACUUUGUAUCUGCUAAACAUAUUUAGAGGUAUCUUGGUUAGCUAUUAGCUAGUGUGUGAACAUCUUUGACCAUUAUUUUUUAUAAUUGUUAAUGAGUAUGUCUUGAUAUCUUCUGUCAUAAUUGUUAAUGGGUAUGUUUUUAUAUCUCUAUUGAUAUUAUAAUCGUUAAUGGGUAUGUUUUUAUAUCUCUAUUGAUAUCUUCUGUUAUAACCGUUAAUGGGUAUGUCUUGAUAUCUCUAUUGAUAUAUUCUGUUAUAAUCAUUAAUGGUAUGUCUUUAUAUCACUAUUGAUGUGUUGAAAUUAUGAAGACCAUUAUAAAUUGUAGGUAGUGAAUUUAUAUAAAUCAACUUUUAAAAACAUAAAAUACACAGCACAAUAAAAAGUAAAAAACACUAAAAAAGCAAGAGAUAGAAUUAAGUCCAUUAUCUAAGGCGUAUGGUAUCCGUGUAGAUACCGUGGUCAUAAUUCGUUAAAUACAACACCAUUAUCUUUGCGCAUGCCUUCCAUUUUUUGACAGAGAAGAAAACAAAGACUAAUUAAAUGAGUAGCUAUCCUCCUCCUCAAGCAGGUUGAGUGACUGGAAGAUGAUUCAGCAGAAGGAAGGUACACGGAGGAAAGCUUUAUGUUAACGCCGGUAGUUUACUUCUGUUAGGUCCAUUAGUUAGUGGGUGAGUUAGUGAGUUACUUGAGGGUGAAGGUGGACAUUAAUGACUGCUUUUAUUGUUGGUAGUUGGUAGUUAGAGACCAGUCAAAUUUAGGUGUUUGAAUGUUAUUUCUUCCCUUCCAAGAUUCAUACUGUAGCAAAUUUGUAGAAAAAUUUCUUGUGGCAGAAGAAUGACUGAGGAAACAGUUGAGUGAUCGUUCCAGAGAGAUGUUGAUUUUGGAUCAUUUCAAGUGGUGGUAACAAAUGGCUAAAAUCAUCAAAAUCUUGAAAAUGUUUGGAAGGUACAAAGAUUUCAAACCAGUUUUGAAGGCUAUAGUGUAUGAAAGUUUGACUGUUCAAGAGUUCGAGAAAGAUUGGGCAGAGCUAAUAAAUGAAUAUAAUUUAGAGAGCAAUGAUUGGUUGUCAAACCUUUAUACUGAGCGGCAUAUGUGGGUUCCCGCGUAUAUGAGAGACUAUUUUUGGGCUGGAAUGAAGAUAACUCAACGGGUGGAAAGUAUAAAUAGUUUCUUUGAUGGUUUUGUGAUUCGUAACACCAAGCUAUUUGAAUUUCCAAUUAAAUAUGCGAAGGCCAUGGAGAAGCAUGUGCGUGACGAGACAGCUGCUGAUGCAAAUUGUGCUAAGUAUGUACGGAGGCUAGUGACUGGUUUUAAGGUUGAGAAAUAUUUUCAGAGUUUGUACACAGACACCAAGUUUCAGGAGGUGCAGAAUGAAUGUACUCAAAUGAUGUAUUGUUAUUAUAAGGAAAGUAAAAUGUUAGACGAAAAUACAAUUGAGUAUGAUGUAGACGACCGUGUGUGGAUUGUACCAGAAGGUAAGAGUGAAGAAGUCAUAACCAAUUGUAGAAGGUAUUUUACAGCCACAUUCAACAAGGAGACAAUGGAGGUUGAAUGUCAAUGUCGCAAAUUCGUCACACAUGGUAUAAUGUGCAAACAUAUGAUGCAAAUACUUGAUAAGCAUCAUGUGGUUGAAAUUCCUGAAAAAUAUGUUCUAAGGCGAUGGCGCAAGGAUAUUCUUAGUAAGCACACCCGGGUUGCGGUUUCCUACCACGACCCAAAUAAAUAUGCGGCUGUGAAAAGGUAUAAUAAGUUGAUGGCUGAGUUUGAAGAGUUAUGUGACACAGCUGCUAUGGUGAAUGAUGAUGCAGUUACCAUGGUAAGCAAGUCAUUAAUGCAUAUUAGGAAUGAAGUUCAAGAAUGCAGGCUUAGGAAGGCAGCAGAGAGUAUACCUAUAUCAUUUCCUGAUGAGGCAACUGAUUUCGAAUUGGUAGAAAAUGCCAGCGGGAAUACCGUGUCAACUGUUAAUGAGCCUCAUCAUCGCGAGGACAAUACAAGUGAUUCACAAAUGGAAUGCCCAGAAUAUUUCCCACCUACUUGUAAUAUUUCAGCGAAAGAUCCUAUGUAA
Messenger RNA from Chenopodium quinoa (quinoa), 3548 nucleotides. Its product is annotated as protein FAR1-RELATED SEQUENCE 6-like. The transcript has 5 exons. Gene Ontology annotation, biological process: regulation of DNA-templated transcription. Gene Ontology annotation, molecular function: zinc ion binding. The coding region runs from base 2391 to 3548 and encodes 385 amino acids. The record is from RefSeq and is a predicted model, not a curated record. NCBI's taxonomy places the organism in Eukaryota, Viridiplantae, Streptophyta, Magnoliopsida, Caryophyllales, Amaranthaceae.